Messenger RNA from Bradysia coprophila, 2099 nucleotides. RefSeq lists its product as uncharacterized. The record is from RefSeq and is a predicted model, not a curated record. Lineage: Eukaryota; Metazoa; Arthropoda; Insecta; Diptera; Sciaridae.
UCAGAGGUAUAAAUACGAAAUCAUUUGAAAACUGGUAAGCAUUCGCUACAAUUAAGUCGACGGUCGCGGUGUCUCGUAUUUAAAUUCAACAUUUAAUCGAAAAGCUAUAUAUUAAUUCCGAAGAAAGUGAAUCUCCUCCAGAGGCUCAGCAAAAAUGAAGGUAGCAACUACUAUUGUCUUAUUGGUGUGUUUCAACUCGAUAUCAGCACGUUCCUCAUCAUCGGCAGCAAAAAAAUCCGAUUAUGAGUACGAUUAUGACUAUAAUACGGCUGAACAUGGUUCACCGCCAGAAUCGAAACAAUCUUAUGUAAGUGGUACUGGUUCGAAUAAGAAAACUGGAUAUAGUGCUGGUAGUGGAUUACGAUCGAUUGCACAAGGAUCGGCUGAUCAGGCUAAAUCAGCUGUCUCAAAUCAACAUGCAGCAGGCAAACAGGCCGCAUAUGUUGCACAGAACACACUUGCACAAGCUGCUGCCCAGGCUGCUGCAACAGCUCAAGCCGCUCUUGCCGGCAAACAAGUAUUGCUACAAGGUCUAGAACAACAAAGUGUUGAAGCCCAUCAAGCGUUAGACGGUGAAAUCCAACAAUUACAACAAGCCAAACGAUCGGCCAAAGCAGCACAACAAUCCGCCCAACAAGCCUUGAACCAUGUUGCCGUAUUAACUGCAGCAUUAAACAAUGCUCAAUCGUCAUCUGAACACGCACAACAGGCCGCAACAGAAGCAGCUGCCGAGCUAGCAAGUCAAACGUCAAUGGUGGGUCUGGCCAAAGCCCGUGUCGAAGCACUUGAAGAGCAAUUACACUCGGCUCGUAUCGAUUUUGAAGCGACUCAGCAUGCAGCUGCUAAGGCUGCCGCAUCAGCUGCACAAGCUCAAAAUAAUGCUGCUGAGGCCGCUGCUCAUGCUGCUAUUGGACUACACGAAACACAGUCUGGUGGAGGUGAUGAUAGUGGAGAAGCACCCAAUCACAACUAUGGAGAUUUCAAAGCGUCACAACAGUACAGUUUCGCUGGAUAUUAGAAUUGUUAUAAUGCUUGCGGUUUCCUAUAGAUGCCUUUGUUAUCCUAUAUUUAUAUAUGAGAAUGCUAUGUCAACACUUUAAAACGCUCAAGUGUGGAUCAAGUGCGUAAAUGAUGACCCAUAUAAUGUUGAGUGUAUAUAGAAUAGGAGUGUGCAUGAUGGGUGACUUAUUUAUUUUAAUCAAACGACAAAUUCAUUGUUCAUUAAUUCAUCGAAAGGAAAGUGAUGUUAGAAAGCAAUUUAUAAUAUUCAAAUGCAAAAAAAAUAUUGUUGUCGACAGUCCGUGUGUGCAUUGCCGAGUUUGGUACUAAACAUAAAGGAAGUGAAAAUGAAAACGUUCAAGGAAAUUGAAUUGAAUUCAUUUUCUCGAUCCAUUCCUAAAUUGAAAUAGUGGUCUGGUGUAUAAGACGGCUGCACACCGCAAUAUUUAUAAUUUAUAAAUGAAGUUCAAUGUUACAACUAAUAUAUUCACUGGAGCAUAACGGGUUUACCGUCUCAUAAAAGCAUAUAUGCAGAAUUUCUCUUAACAAACAAAAACAUGUUUCCAACAUCACAAAAGAUCGGGAUGUAUACAUAAGUGAUGCGACAGCAGCUGUAUUAUGUGUACACAAUGUAUCUCGACGGCUCAUAUCAAUCACAAUGAACACACAAAACCAAUAACACAAAUUAACCAUCAUGAAAAUCAGUUUGAUGCUGUGAUAGUGACCUUACCACAUAAAAUUGCUUAGUUUGAAGACGUAAUAGACACUCAAUAACACGAAGAAAAAUGUGUAAUUUCAAUAUGCAAACACAAGACGAUUCGUCGAACCGAUCUUUUACACACAUCGGAUCCAUCUCAUCAAACCUCGGAAUGAUAAUAUUGCUCAAUAUGUAUUAUGUUCCAAAUGAAGAUAUGUUUAUUUCAGGCUUUUUUUAUGUAUAAAACAAAAAUCAAUUCGUUGUUAACAACUUUUACUCGCUUUUGUUAACUUUUCAUUUCAUUUCCAGAUUUUUGUAAUAUUUGUACGAGUUGUUUUUAAAAUGUAUGAAAAAGUUUUAAGUUUUUUUUAUAUAAUAAAAUGGCAUUUAUGUUACAAAUAAA